AUGGGGAAGGAGCAGGAGCUUCUGGAGGCCGCUCGCACCGGGAACCUCCCGGCCGUGGAGAAGCUGCUCUCGGGGAAGCGCCUCAGCUCCGGCUUCGGCGGCUCCGGUGGCGGCGGCGGCAGCGGCGGCGGCUCCGCGGGGGGCGGUGGCGGCGGCAGCGGCGGGAGCGUCGGUGUGGGGCACCCGCUGUCCAGCCUGCUCAGCAUCUGGAGGGGCCCAAACGUGAACUGUGUUGACAGCACUGGGUACACCCCGCUGCACCACGCUGCUCUGAACGGCCACAAGGAUGUUGUGGAGGUUCUGCUGAGGAACGACGCCCUCACCAACGUGGCAGACUGUAAGGGCUGUUACCCCCUGCACCUGGCAGCCUGGAAGGGAGAUGCUGACAUUGUGAAGCUCCUCAUCCACCAGGGCCCUUCGCACACCAAAGUGAAUGAGCAGAAUGCUCUUGAGAUCAAAGAACUCAAAAAGUACGGCCCCUUUGACCCAUAUAUCAAUGCCAAGAACAACGACAACGAGACGGCGCUGCACUGCGCGGCCCAGCACGGCCACACCGAGGUGGUGAAGGUGCUGCUGGAGGAGCUCACCGACCCCACCAUGCGCAACAACAAAUUCGAGACCCCCCUGGACCUGGCGGCGCUCUACGGGAGGCUGGAAGUGGUCAAGAUGCUCCUGAACGCCCACCCCAACCUGCUGAGCUGCAACACCAAGAAACACACUCCGCUGCACCUGGCAGCCAGGAACGGGCACAAGGCGGUGGUGCACGUGCUCCUGGAUGCUGGCAUGGACAGCAACUACCAGACUGAGAAAGGCAGUGCUUUGCACGAAGCUGCUUUGUUUGGCAAGACAGAUGUGGUACAAAUAUUGCUGGCUGCAGGUAUUGAUGUGAACAUAAAGGAUAACAGAGGCCUGACUGCUCUGGACAUUGUGAGGGAGCUUCCUUCCCAGAAAAGCCAGCACAUAGCAGCUCUCAUUGAAGAUUACACCGUUGGGAAGAAAAGUGCCAAAGCUGUGGAGAAAUCUGCUCCAGCCCCGCUCGCUGCAGCCACCGAUCCCCCGGGCCGGACGUCUCAGGGUGAUGUGGACAAAGCUGUGACAGAGCUGAUCAUGGAUUUUGAUGUGAACCCCGAGGAGGAGAGCCCCUACGAGGCUCUGUACAACGCCACGUCCUGCCACUCCCUGGACAGCCUGGCCAGCGGGAGAUCGUCCGACCGCGAGUCUGGGAACAAGGAGGCUGAGCCCAGCGGCCUCAAGGCAGCUGCAGUCAGGCCUAGAGAACGCCCUCCCCCGCCAGCCAAGCCCCCGCCUGAUGAAGAGGAGGAGCAGAAUGUGGAGAAGAAGACAAGCCACAGUGCUCCCUGUGAGGCCUCUGCUGCCCGGGGGAAGAGCAGGGGAAGUGGAGCUGAGGAAGAGGAACACCCCUACGAGCUGCUGCUUACAGCAGAAACUAAAAAGCCGGUUGCAGUGGACAGGAAAACAAAAGACCACAGGAGGAGCAGCGGCGGCCGCAGCCAGGACUCUGCCGACAGCCAGGACAUCCAGGUGCCAGAGCAGUUCUCAGGGCUGCUCCACGGCUCUUCUCCAAUCUGUGAAAUAAGCGAGGACCCUUUCAGGCUCGCUUCCUCCUCGGAGAAGGGGGACACUGAAGGCACGAGCCACCCUGCUGCUAUGCAGCUGGAGGAUGCUGAGCUAACGUCGUCAGGACCGGCCCGGAGCGGCUCCCCGGAGCCCACGCAGACGGCGGUGUACGCCACGGUGCAGCACGUCAGCCGGGCGGAUCCCGCGGCCCCGGGCACGCCCCACGCGUGUGCCGAGCCAGAGGGGGACAGAGCUGUGGGCAGAGCCCACCCGGGCAGCAGACCCAAAGCCGAGCUCAAGCUCAGCCGCAGCUUGUCCAAGUCGGACUCUGACCUGCUGACCUGCUCCCCGACCGAGGACGAUGCCAUGGGGAGCCGGAGCGAAUCGCUCUCCAACUGCAGCGCCGGCAAGAAGCGGCUGGAGAAGUCUCCAUCCUUUGCUUCGGAGUGGGAUGAGAUUGAAAAGAUCAUGAGUUCCAUCGGCGAAGGCAUUGACUUUUCCCAGGAGCAGCACAGGAUCUCAGGUUCGCGGAUGCUGGAGCAGAGCGUCGGGGAGUGGCUGGAGUCCAUCGGCCUGCAGCAGUACGAGAGCAAGCUGCUCCUGAAUGGCUUUGAUGAUGUUCGCUUCCUGGGCUGCAAUGUCAUGGAGGACCAGGACCUGCGGGACAUCGGCAUCGGGGACCCGCAGCACCGGCGGAAGCUGCUCCAGGCUGCUCGCUCCCUCCCCAAGUUGAAACCCCUGGGAUGUGAUGGGAAUAGCCAGCCAUCAGUUCCUGCAUGGCUCGACUCCCUGGGGCUGCAGGAUUACAUCCAGUCCUUCCUCUCGAGUGGCUACAGCUCCAUCGACACUGUGAAAAACCUCUGGGAGCUUGAGAUAGUGAACGUGCUCAAAGUGAACCUGCUGGGCCAUCGGAAGCGGAUCAUCGCCUCGCUGGCAGACAGACCCUACGAGGAGCCACCAGCCAAACCACCACGGUUCUCACAGCUGAGAUGCCAGGAUUUGAUGUCCCAGACGUCGUCUCCCCUGAGCCAGAACGACUCGUGCACGGGCAGAUCUGCGGAUCUGCUGCUGCCCUCCGGGGACACUGCCAAGAGGCAGCACGACCGUGGCACUGAGCUUGCUCCCUACUCCAGAGCUGAGCGCUACAAAGCACAGGAGGACCGCCGGGAGUCCAGGCUCACCCUGCGCCCCCCCAGCCUGGCAGCCCCCUAUGCCCCUGUGCAGAACUGGCAGCACCAGCCCGAGAAGCUCAUCUUCGAGUCCUGCGGGUACGAGGCCAACUACCUGGGCUCCAUGCUGAUCAAGGACCUCCGAGGGACAGAGUCUACCCAGGACGCCUGUGCCAAGAUGAGGAAAUCCACGGAGCACAUGAAGAAGAUCCCAACCAUAAUCCUGUCCAUCACGUACAAAGGGGUGAAGUUCAUCGAUGCCUCCAACAAGAAUGUCAUUGCUGAGCACGAGAUCCGGAACAUCUCCUGUGCUGCCCAGGACCCUGAGGAUCUCUGCACAUUUGCCUACAUCACCAAGGACCUGCAGACCAGCCAUCACUACUGCCAUGUCUUCAGCACUGUGGAUGUGAACCUGACGUACGAGAUCAUCCUCACGUUGGGGCAGGCAUUCGAGGUCGCCUACCAGCUCGCCCUGCAAGCCCAGAGAGCAAAGCCUCUGGGUGCUGGAGCAGGAGAAAUGAUUGAAACAAAAUCUUCCAAACCGGUGCCUAAACCACGAGCAGGCAUGAGGAAAUCCACGCUGGAUCCUCCUGAAGUGGACCAAGACUCCCAGUCUCAUGCCAGUGUCUCCUGGGUCGUGGACCCCAAGCAGGACUCCAAGCGGACCCUCAGCACUAAGUAUGAGACCACUAUCUUCUAAAGCAAGCGCCCGCGCCCGCCCCGUCUAACCGUGCCUUUGCGAUCUGAUCUGUCUGCUCUUCUAAACUCCCUCUUCCUCCAGCUGCUCGCCCUGAGCCCUCCUAGGCACCACAUCCAAGGCAGCAGCACUUAGGAGACUGUAGACUUACCCGGCUUUUGUACCUGCUGAACACUGUGAAUCUCCUUUCUCGGAAACAAGGGUAACGCUGUAGCUGCCCGCCAGGCGGGAGGAGCAGAGAGGGCAGGCUGGCAGGCGGAGAUGUGGAUCCAGGAAAGCCGCCCACCGUUUUCACGUCUUCCCCCCUCGCUCUGGCACUGUGAAUCCCUGGGGCAAUGUGAUACUCCCCAGGCCUUUUUUUUUUUUUUUCUAUCUCACCUUGUCUUUGGACUGAUGGAGACCUCUUGUCUCCGUGGUGCACACACUCCCUCCUCCUAGAUCCUCCUCUUCCCGGCUGAGCCGCGGCUGUGUACUGUUCAGUGAACUCACCUCUCCUUCCUGCCACUCGAACCGACACUAACCACUGUGAUGCUCUCUGAAAUAACACACGGGCACUUCCAUUUCCUCACGGCCACCCUUGCCCACAGUCUCCUUCCUCAAAGCCCAGUGCAGAACUUGCUCUGGGUGGUGGGGGAGCGUUGGUUUGGGCCGGGUGUGGUCGUUCCCACUGUGAGCUCUGUCCCCUCGGAUAUGAGGGGGGGUUUGGUGGCAUGCAUUUCAGUCCUUUGUAGGUUUUUCUUUCCCUCAUAGUCCUUGUGUUUACACUCACCAGACUUCUCUGUGAGAGCUGGGUGUAGUUCUCAUGUGGCAGCCUGUGGUUAGGCUUCCAAAGGCACGUGUUGUUGUUAGCCCCAGGCUGGGGAGGGGAGGUGUCAGCUGGGCACCACAAGCAGCAUCACAGGGAGAGGCCAGGGAGCAGCCCUGGGUUAUUUGCCCCUGGUGUUAAGGCCCAGUAGCAGCUUGUCUGAGUUUUGCUGUGGCUUUGGAGCUGCUGCUUCAGAUCUUCCAUUUCCCCUCACCUGCAAUGAAAUCUGAUGUUUUAAAAGUCCUUAUUUUAGCUCUUUCUCAGGAAUGAGUUGGAUUUCCCAAAUCAUUUGUAACUUAAUGGCAAACUGACCUCAUACUGAGGGUUCAGCCAGUGGGAGCCCAGUGAGAGGACUAAAAGUAAAAAUGUCUUAAAGCAAAAAAAAAAAAACAAAAGAAAGCUCAAUCUAGUUCAUACAUUUCAUAUGCUAUAGAGUCCCCCGACACAGAGUCAGCACUGCCCAGGGCCUGCAGUGCCACCCUGCCAGCCCAGGCCUUGUGGACCGCAGAACACUGCUGUGCCUGAGGUGCUCCGGGAGGUUGGGUUUGGGUUCCAUCAGCACUUUUCCAAGCUCUAAGAGUGCCAUGAAGGUUUCUGUGUCCCUCUAGGAGAAACUCACUCCCUGGUGUGGGUGGCAGAACGGUUUCUAUGUGUAGAUGUUCAGCACACAGCUGCCACACGUGCCCCCAAUGUCAGAAGCUCUGAGCCCUUCACCUCCCCCUGCUCUCAGCUGGGAAGGGCAGGUCCCUCCACCCCCCUAAAUCCGGGUCAGGAGAGCGUGUGCCUUUCUCAGGGUGACCAAACCCAGCAGGGAUCACAGGCAGCCCUUCCCAAACCAAACCGCUGCCGCUCUGUGUCCGUACCCUGACGGUUUUUGUGUCCCAUCUCGGGGCCGUUCGCCCGGCCUUUCCCAGCACGGUUUUUGUGUGACUCGGACAUUCAUUCCAUUAUCUUCCUUUCUGUUUGCCUCUGCGAAGCUGAGCUCCGGGCAGCCGUCUCCUACCACGGGAUGUAGUGCUGGGGCAGACACCUGGGACGCAGUGGCCUCCUGACACGAAGAUCAUCUCCCUGUGGCACGGGUGGGUGCGUGGCUGCUCGGUGAGGGCUGCCAGAGCGCAGGGGGGCAGGGAGCCAGCCUCCGCCGAGGAAAGCUGCUCAUCUCCAUUCCUAGCAAA
This is a messenger RNA of Melozone crissalis (California towhee), 5424 nucleotides long. It is a transcript of the gene ANKS1A, whose product is annotated as ankyrin repeat and sterile alpha motif domain containing 1A. Gene Ontology annotation, cellular component: cytosol. Bases 1 to 3447 code for a protein of 1148 amino acids. Lineage: Eukaryota; Metazoa; Chordata; Aves; Passeriformes; Passerellidae. The record is from RefSeq and is a predicted model, not a curated record. Gene Ontology annotation, molecular function: protein binding. The transcript is spliced from 24 exons.